AUGAAAACAACAAAAUUUAUAAUUCCAAGAAGGAAUGGCACAAUAAAAAAAAAAAGAAACUGCUUCCUCCUUCACUCAUCGAGGAGGUGCGAACAUUCGAGAACAGCCAUUAAAGAGGGUAUAUCUGAUAAUACCUAUAAACAAAUAGCACACGAUCAUAAGUGCGAAAGUAUAGAAGGUAACAAUCCUAAUAGAGUUAGUAAAAUUAGGAAGAACAUACAAAAUGAUAUUUUAAAAUAUUAUGAUGAUAAUAAAAAUAUUAUCAAAACAACUGGUCAUAUUUUAAAAGAACAUUUAAAUGAUAUCGUAUUUAUAAAUCAAAAGAAUAACUUCUACACUUAUUUCUACAACUCCUUUCCAAUUUUUAUUAACAAAUAUGUGAGCCAUAUAAAGCAGAUUCUCCCAUUCUCUAAUGAUAUGAAUAGUAAACAUAAUGUCGAGGUAGAGGGAAAAGAAAACAUGAACAAAAGUACACAAAAAUAUAAUGAUCAGAGAGAAGUGAACAACCUUUUGUUUCUACUGCGGUAUUAUAAUAAAUAUACCAAGCAAGAAAUAGAAGAGGAGAAUAUUUUUAAUUUUAUAAAAGAGAAAGUAAAUUGUCUGAACAAUGCAACUGAAGUUUUAAGAAGUAUAAAGGAUAGCCUUUAUAUAAUGAAUAUGCAAAAUAAAAAUUGGACAAAACAUGAUAAAAGCGUAAAAAAUGAUUGUUUUAAUUUUAAAAAAAUGAACGAAAUAUUUCAAAUAAUAAUUAACCGAAUUAAUGACACAAAUGAUGUAUAUAAAAAAAUAGAACUAUUAUUGAACUUAACCAAUAUAUGUGAUAACACGUUUUGCUCUCCCACUAUUUAUGAACAUAUUAAAAAAAAUAUAUUAUCUAUUUAUGAACACUUAGAGAAAAAAACAAAAAAGGGAGUAGAAGAACAGUACGUUAUGUUUUUGAUAUAUAAGAACUUUUUAUCAUCAAAAAGUAAGAAAUAUUUAGAAAUGGACGUAAAGUAUUAUUUCAUGGAUCAAUUAUCUUUUUAUAAUAUUUUACAAAAUGAAAAUAUAAAUAUUUGUUUGUUAAGUUUAAUAUAUCGUGACUUGUCCUUUUUGAAGAACUAUCAAGUAAAAUACGUUCUCAUGAAUUUAGCUUUUUCCAAAAUUAAAAAUUCGGAUUUCUGCUCUCACUUGGAUAUCGAGGGGGGUAUGGACAGUAGCGUUAGCAUUAGCAUUAGCGGAGGUGACAGUAGUGGCAGCAAUAGUGGAAACAAGAGUAUCCCAAGCAGCGGCUAUGGAAAGAAUUUCCCCUUGCAGAACAAACACUAUGUACUGCAUAACUCUCUGUUGACCUUUUUUUCAAACACGCUAUUGAGGAACAAUUUCUUCUCCUUUUUAAAAAACCAUUACCUGAAUAAUUUUUGUAACACAAUAAACUAUGCAACAGAUGUAAACAUGAUGAAUAUAAAUAAUUAUGUCUUUUAUAACAUGUUAAUAUCAAUAGUUCAGUUAAAGGAAACGCAUACUAAGUGCUGUGAACUUUUACAAAUCAGUAAAAUGAAAUAUUUUCUACAAAAUAAAAGGAAUAUUUCCUUGUUUCACUUUAUGUGUAAAAUAAAAGACGACACAAAACACCUGAAUGAUUUUAUUAAAAAUAAUAUUGUGUUCUUUACACAAUUUUUUGUUAAACAAAAAAUGGCAUUCCCGACGAACACGUAUUUAUAUAUAUUGAAUGUAUAUUGUAGUUUCUUUCGUAUGCUAAAUAAUGAUGAGAAUUAUGCAGAUGGUAGGAAAAAAAAAAAAAAUCUACUUAGUGAUAUUAAAAAAAUUGUGAAUUACUUAAUAAAUGAAAUAUAUGCUAGUAUAAAUUUGUUUACACUUAAAGAGAUUGUAACUUUAAUUAGUUUAAUUAAUGAGCUGCCCAAAAAUUAUACUUUUGACCUAAAAAAUGAGUUUUCUUUUGAUGAUAAGAGAAAUAACGGAUAUACUACAAAAGGACACACAGCUCAUUUUUAUUUGCAUAAUAUUUUAGAUCUUAAUUCUGAGGGGAGAGAAGCAAAUGUGGGGAAAAAACCCAGCAAAUCAGUUGAAAAAAUGAACUUAUCACCUGUACAAGGCAAUAAAAAUAACGAAGAAGUUCAGUAUUAUCAUAACGUAUCAAAUGAAAACAAAAUAAAGAAUAAUUAUUAUGAGAAUGAAAAAAGUUUUGAAGAAGAAAAAAAAAAUGAUGAUGAUAUAUUUACUGAUAAUAUUUAUCAACAAAUUGGUGGUAGUAAAAAAAAGAAGGAGGGUAAUCUAGCUGGACAUAUAGAUGUUAUACACAUGAAUCCUUUAAGUAAGAGCAAUUUUAAGGGGAAAAAAAAUUCUAUGAUAAUAAAUAGACACGAUUUCACUAUUUUAAUAUCGCGUGCCCUUUUUAAUGAUAUUUGUGAAGAUUUUAUUUUUAAAAUAAAAAAAGAGGAAUUCUUUUUAAUAAAACAAAAAUAUAUCACUAGUCAUGUUGAUACCAACAAUAAUAUAUAUGAAUAUAUAAUUGAACACCAUUACAAUUGUUUUCUGAACAAUUCAGAAUUUUAUAUAGAUCAGAUAAGUAAAAAAUAUGAUAUAUUAUCAAUAGAGCAAAUUAUCAAUUAUUUUAUUCUUUUCACCUAUAUAAGUGAGCUAGAUGUAUCUCAGUUGUAUUCAUUAAUUAAGGUCAUGAUGACAAUAAAUAAAUUUCACCCAUUCGUUGAUUUUUUUAUUUCAAAACAUAUUGAAGGAUUAUUACUAAAGAGGUGGAGAGAACAAGGAAAACAGGAAGAACAAGCAACAUAUGAGAGGAAUAUAAUAUAUAGUACUUAUGAUGGGAUAAAAUAUACACAAAGAGAAUUUACAGACACCUAUUUAGAUGAUUAUAUUGCAAAUAUUAAAGAAGGAAAUAAAGAAAACAGUUUUGAAAAUCUUGUAAAAAUGGAUAACUUCAACCAUAGAGAGAAUUCUGAUUACACGUCUGAAUAUUGCCCAUCUCACAGUAACAAACAUUUUGAUGAAAUGAACUUAAACACACAUACAAUGUAUGCUUCACAUUUUGAAAAUUGUUAUUAUGAUUAUGACGAUCUUACAAGUACGGUAAAUCUUUUUUUAGCACUGGACCCAAAAACAAAAACAAGGGACACUAUUGCGAAAUAUUUACAAACAUAUGUUGAUUAUAAAAAUGUAAAUAUUUUAAAAGUUGAUCUGAGUUAUUUUCUUUUGAAAAGCGAUCAAGAAAAAGAGGACAAGAGGAGUAGAAGAUACAGCGAGAUGUGCAUUUCGAGCGAACAAAUAGUAACACUUAAAAAUACCUUAAUAAAUGGGGUGCCGAAUGAGUUGUUAUUACAUUGCGAAAAUGGAAAUUCAUUAUUUGGCACUGUUAACGAAACUGUAGAUAGUGAAGCAGGAAAAAAUUGGCAUAAUGGUGCAACUGCUAAAAGAAGCAGUCUCGAGGAAGCGGAAAAAAUAAGAGCAGCGCGUGAGCAUCCCCUACACAAUGACGUCAUAUACAAUGUAGUAGUAGACAGGCUGAAAUAUGAUAUUAACUUAAAAAAUUAUUUAUUAAAUAUAGAUUAUGUAAAUGAGAAUAAAGAAGAGAUAAAACAUUUUCUUGAAAAAGAAAUUAUUUCGUUAAACAGUAUAACCAGACUUUUAAAUUAUGUAAGUAUAUUAAAUGACGAUGGGAAAUACAUGAAAUUACUAACAUUAGCCAUAAAAGAUAUAAUUCUAUGUAGACACGAAAUAGUGGAAGUAAACACAUUCAGAAUGUUAACUACUGUUCUGUUAAGUGUUAAACAAUUUUAUCAAAGUAUAUAUAUAUCAUCGGAGUACUCAUAUUUAAGUAUGUUUAUAAAAUAUUAUGUUCGAGCAAUGGGAAAUUUUUCCCCUUUUUUUACCAUUCAAGACAUUUUUCCUAUUUUUCAAGUUUUUAUAAAAUAUGAUUUAACAAAAAAUUAUUUGAAAUAUUUAAUUAUUUUAAAUAAAGAAUUAAAUAAAAUCAAUAUUAGAAAUUUUAAUUUCUACCUUGUUCAUAUUAUUUUAUAUUUUUAUUCCAAAUUAAAAUAUAUAAAUGAAAAUUUUAUUUCCAAUUUAUUGGAGGUAUAUGUAACUUCAUUACAUCAAUAUAUAAAUAAUAUGAAUAAGGAAAUCAUUCAAAAUUUGAUAAAAACAAAUGAAUUAUUAAUAUCCUUGAGUAUUAAAAAUAAAGAAAUUAUUCACUUAAAUUAUCUCUUAAUACAAAAGUAUGGGAAUUACACAAGCGAAUUUGACACACACUCAAAUUCAAAUGUUGACGAUGACCUAGUUAAACUGUAUGAAAAUGAAGACAAGAAAAAGUUCCUUAGUGAGGAGAAUGUCAAUAAACAUAUUCCAACUGCUACUGUUCUUAGCGGCAAUAGUAGGGACGACUUUGUAAAUGGGUUUUGCGAAAAUGAUAAAAGAGGACAACAAAUGGAAUAUGUAAACGAAUUGGAUAAACAGGCAAGAAAAGAAAAUUCAUUCAUUGAAAAUUCAUCAAUUGCAUAUGCACCCAGUGGAUACUCUACUAGUAGUAAUAUCCACACUGACAAUAUUUCUACUGAAAAGAGAAAGCGAAGUACCAUCGAAAGUGGUGUUAAUGCAAUACAUAGAGAAGAGAAGAAAGUCUAUACUCAUUUUGUAAAACAAACCAUUGAAAAUAAAAACGCAGAUGAAGAUUAUACUUUUUUGCCUGACCGAGUAAGCAGCAAUGAUAAUGCUUCAGAAGAUAACAUCACAGAAAUAAAUCUCGUCACCCCUAAAUUCGAGUUGUCACUUGUCCAUAAGUUAAAUAUAAUAUACUUUUUAUGCAAAUUUCAUUUUUAUAAUGAUUUGAUAAAAAAUUAUUAUAUGCAAUUAAUAAAUGAAUUCUUAAACAAUAAAAAAAACAUGAAUAUAAAUGAUGAGGAUUAUUGUAAAUUAUAUGAGAUAUAUGUACAUGUUAUUAUGAACUUUUACUUUCUUUCCUUUAACAAAAAUAAUAAAUAUAUUAAUUACAUUUUAACCAAUUUACCUUGUUAUUAUUGGUAUAAAAGAGAAGAAGAAAAAUUAAAUUUAUUUACAUCAUCCAACGAGUAUAAUGAUAUUAAAAAUAUUCUUAAAUUGCUAAAUAUAAAUUUUCUCACACCUACAUUAACCGAAAUUUAUUUUAUUCAUUUCUUUAAUGAUGUGAAGAAAGCAAAAUACUUCUUUGACAUUCCUGAAAACGUUUUGCAUUUGUAUCAAAAAUAUAAUAUAGUUAUCGAUGAUAUAAGGAAUAAGAGCAUUUCCAUUUUAUGCAUCCCAGAGGAGAACGUAUUACGGGAUGAAAGUAGGGAUAACAAUGUCCUCAUAAAUGAUAGUUAUUACAUUUUUGAGAAUAUUAAGAAAACGUAUACAACUUCUUUGUUAUUUUUAAGCGAGUUAGAAGAAGACCCCACUUAUUUAUUCAUUACAUAUUUUCUGAAGUCUGUAAAGGUGUUACACAUAUGUUAA
Molecule: messenger RNA, 5481 nt
Organism: Plasmodium malariae
Lineage: Eukaryota; Apicomplexa; Aconoidasida; Haemosporida; Plasmodiidae
Product: conserved Plasmodium protein, unknown function
Exons: 3
Coding region: 1-5481 (1826 amino acids)
Source: RefSeq, a predicted model, not a curated record